GCACUUUUGGGUCACAAGAAAUGCGCUGGGUUUGCUAAAUAUUAUUCUGACGUUGAAGUGGUCCGCAUGUUGGUAACAUGAAAACAUAGUUAGUUGAUGAUCCGUAAAAUCGUGAAGCUUAGACGUGUUACUAGAGCAAGAGAAAGGAUAAUUUCUCUUGUUACUGAUUCAGUAACUGUCCAGGCAAUGGUUCUGGAUAAUUUAUCUACUGUUGUUGGAAUAGCCACCGAUGAAGUCUUAAAAAAUCAAGGGUAUCCAGAUUCAGUUGAAAAAGCCAUACUAUUUUUCCUAAAGUGUUCAUUGAGCAAGCACAAGUGCACUGACCCUUUUAUUCACAAUUUGUAUGAAGAAAGUCCUGAACCUUUGUUUAAACUGCAGUCAAACGAGUCUGGUGAUGGAUUACAACAGCACCAGGAAUUUUCAGUGUUUUCCGAGAAUUUGUCCUUGUUCGACAUAAUCAAUGCAUUUGUGUAUACUUUGUCAUCAGAAGAUAUUCUGGCUCUAGAUAAAGCCUUGAAGUUUGGCCGUGGUUAUUAUUGUCUUAUGAAAACUCCAUCCAGUUUUCUGAAAUCAGUGAAUUUCCAAAGUGAUUCAGUGAAGCUUUCUGAUUGUGUACAUAGUAGUGAACAACCUGAGGAAUCAAUGGAGAAAUGCAAUAAAUGCAUCAUUCGUAAUUUUCGUCCAUUAAAUCCAUGUUCGAGGUACAUGGUCGGCCUAACGUGUUCACAGUGCGGGACUUUCAGGUCGAAAUGGACUAAACACGACUCUCCGCCUCCUAAUAAUUAUAUUUCAAAGACCUCUGUAUGCUGUAUUGAUCUUUUACUUGCUGUUUGCAAAGCGUGGAGGUGGGAGGAUUUAAGCCCUGGUGAUUACCUCAGACGGAUUGGACCUUGCCAGUUUUCAGAAAAGCAUACAAACUCACAAAUUUGUUUAAAUCCCUAUCAUUGGAGUCGAGUACUUAUUCAAGAUAAAAUUAAUGAAAAAGUUCACUGUUCAAGAUAUUCUUCAGAUCCAGAUAUUGUUUGUCUGGGAUUAAAACAUAUUAAUCAUCCAAAUUGUAGUAAUCAUGAAUCUCACGUUAAGGGACUCAAUACUGGUUCAGAAUAUUCUAAGGAUAUGAUGUCAUUAUUAAUACCACCGUCUGCAUUAUCUUCGUUGUCAUCAUCUUCAUCGUCAACAGAAUCGACAUCUGCAGAAACACAAAUCUCAUCAAUUCGGAUGGAUCAAUCAUAUAAUUCAGUUGUAUCAUAUGAUUCAAUUACAAAUAAUUCUUCAGCUCCGUUGCUUACCAAUCAUGAUACAUAUGCCAAAACAAAACUGACUUACUGGUCACCUCAUUUUCUCCAUAAAAUGCAACAAAAAUUGCACAUGAAUGUAAUGAAUUCUGUUUCAUCUUUAACCAAGUGGAAGAGAUUGAGAGACAAUACAAAUUUUACAUUAUCUACUUACUUGGUUCCAUCUAAAGAUUUCAAUCAUACAACACCACCACCAACAACAACAACAACGACUACUACUACUACGACAUCUAUAAGUAGUUUUGAUGAUGAAAUGCAUAGUUGUAGUUUCAUAUUGUCUUCUAAAAACCCUAUAAAUGAUAAUUCUUUACAAAAUUCUAAUCUACACUUUAACCGAUUCAUUUCUAACAGCGAUCAUUCUGUUACAAUAAAUAAUGAAAAAUCUGAUUUACAUAGUCGUCUUUCUUCCCCCUCUCCUCUACAUUACCUUAAACCGUGGGCAAAUAUUUCCUAUUGGGAAUCACAUCAUCAUGUUGGACGUAGAUGGUAUCAAAUUACAAAUCGUAAAUUAAACAUUGUCUACAAUGAUGUUAAUAUUAAUGAUGAUGAUCAUAAUAAUAAUGAUGUAAAGGACAAAUUAUAUUCAUCUCCGAAACAAGCACAUAUACAUAAGAAAAAUCAUUCAAAUUAUAGGAGUAAAUCUCAAAAUGAUUAUAUAUAUUUAUCUUUACUAACUUUAUAUCAAUCAAAUCAUGUAAAAUAUAAUUGUAAAUCAGGUUGUAAUAGAAGUAGUAAUAAACUUUUCAAGAAUAAUUCGACCACUCCCUCUAUUACUUGUCAUACGAAUAGGAUUAGUGGUAAUAACAGUAGUGUCAUCAGGUCAUCUUCAAAACAAUGCAAAAAGUGUUAUAAUUAUGUGGAUUCAUUCAACGAUACAUCUCUUACACCAAAUUUAAUUGUUCAUUCAUCAAUGUAUAAAUCAUCUUCUGGUUGGAAACAAUGUUGUCGUUUAGGCAGCCAGGGUAUUUCGCUUACACUUACCACUUAUGGUUGUGUAUGGUUAAGUAAUCAAGCGUUGGCUACAAACCUACCUAUAUUUGUAUCAUCACCGUGUUUUCAUUUUCAUAAUGCUAAUUCUUCUUCCUCUUCUUCUUCAUCGCUUAAUAGUAGUGCUGAAGACUUUUUUGUUGAUAGACCUGUAUACCGUGUACCAGCUGGUUAUUCUUUAUUGGUUUUCGAUCUUUCAUCUUACGAAAACUGGUUGCAACAACAUUCUUCUUCAUCAUCUUCGGCGUCAUCAUCAUCAUCUUAUCGUCAGUAUUCCGGUAACAACCAUAAUGGCGACAACAACAAUUUAAGUUGUAAUAGCAAUAAUAGUAAUAAUAUAGAUUUUGACGAGUUGCAAAAAACUCAUUUGUGGGCAAAAAACAACAAUCUAUGCAAAAAUCCGAUUAUACAUAUAAGUUUAGGUAAAGGUUGGGGACCAUCAUAUCGUCGACCAGAUGUUACACAUUGUCCAGCACGUUUAGAGGUGUGGAUUAAUUUAGAACAUCUGUUUCCUGUAUUCAUUUCAAACAAAUAAGAUAUUGUAAAAAAUAAUUUUCUUUCCCGAUAUCAUCUUCAUUAUCUAUUCUCCCUUUUUUGCUUAUUUUUCUUGUUAUUAUUGUGAUUUAGUGAAAAAUAUGUAUAUACAUAACAUGUGUAAAUAGUAAGGAACCGUUAUGUGCCACCUAACUAUUAGCAUCUUGUUUGUGAUCAGUUUUUAUGCUACUCGAUUAAUACUAAUUAUAAUGAGUAAAACGUAGUAUUGAAUAAUUGCAGAAGUGUUUUCACAAUAUCUGUACUGUGAUAUAUGUAAGCCCUUAUUCUCUUCAUUUUAACUAAUACAGUAAGAAUGAUUACGUUAGCAUUUGUGAAUGUGUCCUUUUUUACUUGAUGAUCUCAUGUAUAUUCUUUGCAUACUUAUGCAUUUUACUAAGUGAUUAGUUUUUGUAUUAUAAAAUUUCUGAGCAGUAAAGGUGUUUUUUUAUUUAAUUUUUGGGAAAGUUUGGACGUGUUCGACGAGUAGUCAAUGUAAAGGUUUACUAUUUUAGAAUGUAAAAUUGUGUAAUUUACAACUUAUUUUUGUGUGCCUUAUUUCGACCAUUAUCGUAAAAUAAUUAUGGAUAUAUGGAUCGUUGAGGCUGAUGACAGAGAAGACAUGUUGUUUUUUUAUUUUCAUACUUCUAAUUAGGCUUUGUGACUUGUUUUUGAGGUGUAUUUUUAAUUCAUCUUCAUUUCCAGUCCAUAAAAAUACUGUCUUAUUCAGCGGAUGGUUCCUACAUAGUAGUAUUCUUAUUUUCCUCAAACCACAUACUGUAUUACAUAAUCAAACUGUUAUCACUAAACAUUGUGUAUUCUUGGCAAGUGUGAUUGUAUACUUAAAACUGAUGAUAUUCUUAUCUCUACACCUUCAUUGAGAAUUGAAGUCAACAAUUGUGUUAGAUUUUCUCCAGUAAGAAGACCAAUUUAAAUAGUUUCCUGAAUAAUGGAAGUGUUUAGUC
Schistosoma rodhaini is the source of this 3778-nucleotide messenger RNA. The record is from the annotation of a GenBank genome assembly. Lineage: Eukaryota; Metazoa; Platyhelminthes; Trematoda; Strigeidida; Schistosomatidae.